Messenger RNA from Python bivittatus (Burmese python), 768 nucleotides. Lineage: Eukaryota; Metazoa; Chordata; Lepidosauria; Squamata; Pythonidae. The record is from RefSeq and is a predicted model, not a curated record.
CCCAUGUACCUCUUCCUCUCCAUGCUGGCUGUGAGUGAGCUGGGGGUGUCCCUCUCCACCCUGCCCCCGGUGCUGGGGGGCUUCCUCUUUGAUGCCCAGGAGAUUGGGCUUGACGCUUGCCUCAGCCAGAUGUUCUUCAUCCAUUGCUUCUCCCUCAUGGACUCUGGGGUUCUCUGGGCCAUGGCCCUUGACCGCUUCAUUGCCAUCUACAACCCUCUGCAGUAUGCCACCAUCCUGACAAACAGCAGGAUUGCCCUGAUAGGCUCAGGCAUUGCUGUGAAAAGCAUUAUUUUACUUGCCCCACUGCCCCUUCUCAUGAGGAAGCUGCCAUUUUGCAGGUCCAAUGUGCUGGCUCACCCCUACUGCCUGCACCCCAACUUAAUCCAGCUGCCGUGUUCAGACACCACCGUCAACAGCCUUUACGGUCUGUUUGUCUUGCUCUGCACUUUUGGACUGGAUUCUCUCUUUAUCAUCUUGUCCUAUACCAUGAUUCUUAAGACUGUCCUGAGCAUCACCUCAAGAGAAGGACGCCUGAAGGCCCUCAACACCUGUGUCUCCCACAUCUGUGCUGUGGUAGUUUAUUACACCCCAAUGAUCGGGCUCUCCAUGGUGUAUAGAUUUGGCAGGUAUGCUUCCCCACUGGUGCACUCUCUCCUGGCCCACAUCUAUCUCCUGGUUCCUCCACUGCUGAACCCCAUCAUCUAUAGCAUCAAAACGAAAGAAAUACUCAAGGCUUUGGGCAAACUUUUCUCUCCAAAGAACGUCUAA